GAAGUAGCAGGGGGUCCCUCUGCUCCUGCGUUCGGCUGUCUUGCCCACUGGGUUAGUGAUUGACGCGGCGGUGUGGAUUCUUUUGUAUGUUUGUGCGGAAUGUAGCCGGCACGCCCGGACCUCCAAUAACGAUAGCCAAAAAGCCAAAAUACCGGGCUGCUUGGUCCAGGGCCGGACGCCUAGCCGACCAGACUUGGAGCUUCAUAGCCAUGGCAACGGAGGAGUCAGGAGACGCCAAAGCAGAGCCAGCCCUCUCUUCAUCAACCAAUCGGAGCCAGAAGGCGUCUGAAAAACCAGACUAUGCUCUCAAAUUUACCCUCGUGGGUCACACGGAAGCAGUAUCGUCAGUUAAGUUUAGUCCUAAUGGAGAAUGGCUGGCAAGUUCUUCUGCUGAUAAAGUAAUUAUAAUUUGGGGAGCCUAUGAUGGAAAAUAUGAGAAAACACUUUAUGGUCACAAUCAGGAAAUAUCAGAUAUUGACUGGUCAUCAGAUUCCAGUUGUCUUGUUUCUGCCUCAGAUGAUAAAACUCUCAAGAUUUGGGAUGUGAGAUCUGGAAAAUGUUUGAAAACGCUGAAGGGGCACAGUAAUUAUGUUUUUUGCUGUAAUUUCAAUCCAUUGUCCAACCUCAUAAUUUCGGGAUCUUUUGAUGAGAGUGUAAAAAUAUGGGAGGUGAAAACGGGUAAGUGCCUCAAGACUUUGUCUGCUCAUUCUGACCCAGUUUCUGCUGUUCAUUUUAAUUGUAAUGGGUCCUUGAUAGUAUCAGGUAGCUAUGAUGGCGUCUGUAGAAUUUGGGAUGCUGCAUCAGGUCAGUGUUUAAAAGCACUUGUUGAUGAGGAUAACCCUCCUGUCUCUUUUGUAAAAUUUUCUCCAAAUGGCAAAUAUAUUCUUAUUGGAACUUUGGACAAUACUCUUAAACUAUGGGAUUACAGCAGAGGCAGAUGCUUGAAGACAUAUACUGGUCAUAAGAAUGAGAAAUACUGCAUAUUUGCCAAUUUUUCAGUGACUGGUGGAAAGUGGAUUGUGUCUGGUUCAGAGGAUAACCUGGUUUAUAUUUGGAACCUUCAGACCAAAGAGAUUGUACAAAAAUUACAAGGUCACACAGAUGUCGUAAUCUCAGCAGCUUGUCAUCCUACAGAAAACAUUAUUGCAUCAGCAGCAUUAGGAAAUGACAAAACAAUUAAACUGUGGAUGAGCAACUACUAAAUCCUUUAGAAAUCAAGUAGUAGAGCCAAGGUGGCAAAAAGUCAGAUAUUUAAAAAGAUGGUUUCUCUUAAUUUUGGCAUGAUUUUGUAUUUAUUUUUAACAUUGUCUUGGAAUGUAAGAUUUUAAGAUCUAUAGUAUAAAUUUACAAAGCAAGACAGAUGGAAAAGCAAAGAACCUAGGGCUUCUGACUUUUACUCUUGAGGUCUGUUAUUAAUCUCGUUUCUGUCCCUGAACAGAAUUCCAUUGUUCCCCUCAAUGACUAUUCAUGAGUGUAUUUGAGAAAUAAUUAGAAGUAAGAUUCAUAAGACAGGAUGACUGAUUAAAUGAGGGGGGCAAAGGAGUAUGGAAUAAACUCCAAGGUUUUCGGUUUGAGAGAUCAGAUGAAUAAAUGUAAGCCUGGGAUGAUGGUGGGUUGGAGAUGUAUGUCAGAUGCCACUCAAACACUGAGAUAGAUAGCCCACGUGAUGGGACAUGACAUGGUCCAUGGAAUCAAGUCUGCAAAUUGGGAAAAAUAAGUCAUGGUUAGGUUUGUUCUCAGAGUCUAAAACAUUAUAAAUGGCAUUUUUACUGAAGGACCUCUCAAUGCCUUGUUAGAUUGUACUGUCUCAUGAUUUUUAAGCAAGCUAAAAUACCUGAAUGGUGGGGCUGCUCUCUGAUUAUGUGUCUGACCUACUAACUACUACCCGUGCUUCAAACUCAGUUCAGAAAUCACUUUGUGGAGCCAUCACGGCCUGUGUGACUCCAACGACAGCUGAUAGCUGAGUUAGGUUUUCUUGUUUCUCCUACAGCUUCUGUUGAUAUCAAAAUAUAUCCUUUACUAAUUUGUAUUGUAAUGGUUUCAUGGACUAUGUUUCCUGUAAAUUAUGAGCUCUAUGGAAUCAAGAAGUAUGUCUUACUCAUCUUUGUAUUCUCAGUUUUUGUAUGUAGAAGGGACUCACAUAACGUUUGAGGAAUGACAAUGAAUUAUACCACCACCACUUCAUUCCUUGCCUGCUUCCAAUAAAUAUUUGGAAUCAGUUCUCCACACUAUUAUUUUUGUUGAUUAAAUAAUCUGAGUAUAACCUCAUAUAUUAAUUUUAUUCAAACACUAUAUAGAAAAUACAAAGUGGAAAAUAGUUUCUGCCCACUUUACCUACAGAGACAUGAUAAACAUGAAAAAAAUCUAGAAAUUAAGUUAAAAAUAAUACAAAAAUAAUUGAAAGCAUCAAGGGCAAAACUGUCUUCUGUAUUCUAUAGUACCUUAUAGUGCUGAUUAAAUCUGAUUUGCUUGACAAGUUCUGAGGAACAAGAUAUUAGAGUUCGGGUAUGACUGCUAAGAAGUUUGUAUGUGUGGGUGCGGGGAGAUACGGGGUUAGAUAGGGACAAGUCUUAAAUUCUGGUGAAGAAAUUUAUAUUUAACCCAUAAAGAAGUAGUCACUAAAUUCUUGAAAAGGAGAAUGACACAAAAUGAGAAAUGACUGUAUAAAUUUUUGCUGCAUUUUAAAAUUUAUGAGCUUUCGUUUAAUAAAACAUUUUUAUUAUAAUGUCCAAGUUACACUACUUUAAAAUGCUGCUUUAGAAGCUAAAAAUGGUAUUAUUCUCUGAAAAAAGAUUGCUUAUUUUUAAAAGAAGUACAUUAACAUUUACCCAUAUUUAAAACAUUGGUUUUGGUAAGAUGUAACAUGAGUGUUCCAAAAUAAGCAAGAGAAACUACUCUGCUACAAUGUAUAAGAAACGAUGCUUUUUGAUAAAUUUGCAAGUGAUAAAAAUCAAACUCGGUAUCUAAAACGCAGCUAUGUUCAAUUUAGUCGAAAAUAAAGUAUAUAGACAGACAUGAACACCCUCAGAUAGAUUAUGAAGCUAUAGGUAGACGGGUGUAUUACAUUUAACUUGAGUUUUUUCUUAAACCAAGUUCCCAAACAGCUGUAUAGAUUGCUUUUUAAUCUGUUAUAACCCUCUGAGGAGAAGUAGCAAGUUGGAAUGGCUAUGAGGGUUUGUCAUCCAUUAUUGCUCAUGAAGCAUGUGAGAUAAAUGAAAUACUUAAGAUAGAGACCAGCAUGCAUAUCUAAAUAUGAGACAACUUGGCAUCCCACUCAAAGUGAGGGACGUACCAGGUGCAAAUGCUUAUCUUUCAACUAAUAAAGAAAAUGCAGUUGAUAGAUUUUCGUAAGAAAAUGCAGUUGAUAGAUUUUCAUAAUUGACAAGUUUAGUGUAAAGGCAUCAGGAAAAGGCCCAGUUGGAAAUUCUAAGGCAUGGAGCAGAAGAGGUGACUGUGCUGGCUCCAAGCAACUCCAUGAUGCUGGGAUUUCAGAGUCCUCAGAAACUCAUGGCCAGACCACUUUCUUCACCUUGCCAGGACAUUUGUAAAGACUGCUCUCCGCAAAGCCUGUCUGCCAGCACACCCAAAGACUGCCAAUUGUGGUCGGGCUGCUUCCCGGGGCUCUGAGAAGAACCGUGGCACUUGGAGAGAUUAGCUGUCCAAGAUGAACUUGGCAGUGUACUCAGAUGGUCUUCCUGAUCUCUCUGGAAAUGAAUGCAAAGAACAGAGGAAAAAAUGCAGAACUAGAAGCAAGCCAUUUUGGCUUCUGGGGAGAAGUAAUACUUUGGUAAUGGGAAU
Molecule: messenger RNA, 3798 nt
Organism: Rhinolophus ferrumequinum (greater horseshoe bat)
Lineage: Eukaryota; Metazoa; Chordata; Mammalia; Chiroptera; Rhinolophidae
Gene: WDR5B
Product: WD repeat domain 5B
Exons: 2
Coding region: 87-1202 (371 amino acids)
Molecular function (GO): protein binding
Source: RefSeq, a predicted model, not a curated record